AUUUAAUUUAAAUAAAUUUAUACAAUGUAGUAUUACACAUGAGUAUAUUUAUAUGGGUGUGUAAUAGUAGAAGCAUUUUUAUUUCUGUUAACUUUACUAACUUUGGUAAGUAGGUAGUUAGAUCAUUGACUUGGAUUCACAGACGAGGUAAGUAUGCGAGUGUAUAUAUAUACUUCGUAUGAAAAUGUAUGCCAUCUAGCGUAAAGAAGGAGUAAUCAAAAUAUAUAUUUUUGCGAAGUGGAAUGAAAAAGAUGUCAGAUACAGGGAAUUACUAUGUGCUUGUUUGGAUGUAAAGAGGAUAUUUCAUAUCUUGUUAUUUUUGCAACGAAAUAUUUUGGAUCAAAAUAACGUUUUAUAUAUAUUAUUUAUACAUUAUACGAUAUUAGAAUUCAAGCUGUUCUCGGUUAUUGCACUAACCUCGAGAUCUUUGUUAAUCAGCUGUUGUUGAUAUGAUAUUAUUGACAUUCUGUUAAAGUCAAUACUAGUGCAUACUAUAUUUGUUAUUUGCAAAAAAUAAUGAAUUCUUCGCUCAAUGAGCAAUGACGAAUGCUGGUUUACCAAGUUGAAGGUGGUUGUACUACGCAUUAAAAAAGCUGUACUUUCUCUUUGUAUAAUUAUAGAGUAACAAAACAUUUUAUUUUUAUGAUACAUUGAAGAAUUUUAAGUGACAUAGAUAAUAUUUGCAAAUACUGUGAGAAUGGACAGCCUUUUCACACAAAAUAUUUCAGACGAACCAGAGGAUAUACCACAAACAGAUGAACCAGUAUGGAUUCUUGGGAAAAAAUAUAAUGCCAUAAGAGAACUGGACAUAAUUCGUAGGGAUAUAAGAUCCAAGUUAUGGUUUACUUACCGAAAAAAUUUUGUACCUAUUGGUGGUUACAAUUCUACAUUUACAUCUGACAAAGGUUGGGGAUGUAUGUUAAGAUGUGGUCAAAUGGUUCUUGGUCAAGCUUUAAUUAUAUUACAUUUAGGUAGAGAUUGGCAAUGGACUGCAGAAACUAGAAACAGUACGUACCUGAAAAUUCUAGAACGUUUUGAAGACAAACGAACUGCUGCUUUCUCAAUUCACCAAAUUGCAUCAAUGGGAGCAUCAGAAGGAAAAGAAGUUGGACAAUGGUUUGGACCCAACACAAUAGCACAAGUAUUAAAAAAAUUAGUUGUGUUUGAUGAAUGGAGUUCAAUUACAAUACAUGUUGCUUUGGAUAAUACAUUAAUAGUUAAUGACAUUUUAAAGCAAUGUAGAGUAGAAGGAGGUACAACAGUGGAAGCUGAUGGUGCUGUACCAUUGAAAGCACCUAGCCAAUGGAAACCUUUAUUACUUUUAAUACCUCUUCGCCUUGGAUUAAGCGAGAUUAAUCCAAUCUACAUUAACGGUCUUAAAACUUCAUUCAAAAUUCCACAAUCUCUAGGAGUAAUAGGAGGAAAACCUAAUCUUGCACUAUAUUUCAUAGGAUGCGUCGAAAAUGAAGUAAUUUAUUUAGAUCCUCAUACAACACAAAGAUCGGGUAGUGUUGGCAAAAAAUUGGAAGAGGAAGAGAUUGAAAUGGAUGCUACCUACCAUUGUAAAUCUUCUAGUCGUAUACCUAUCACGGGAAUAGAUCCUUCUGUAGCACUUUGUUUCUUUUGCGCAACUGAAAAGGACUUUAAAUCUUUAUGCAAAUCUAUUCAGGAAGAAUUAAUAACACCAGAAAAGCAACCUUUACUUGAAUUAUGUGCAGAAAGAUUAGCCCAAUGGUCACCAGUUGAAGAUAUAGCUUCAGAAGCUAUAGCAACUUCAACUUUUGUAGAUUUUGAACAUAUAGAUCCACAAUGUGAUACAUCUGAUGAAGACUUUGAAUUACUUGGUUGACAUUUAAUCAACAAUUAACAAAAUCUACGAUAUAAAUAAUGUAUAUAUAACAUCAAAAAUGAUCCAUUCGUACAUAAAAUACAACCAUUCAUCCAAUAUCUACAUUUGACUUAAACUAGUACUAUUUCAAAGUACUAAUAAUUGAAUAAUAAAAUAAUUUAUAUCAAAUAAUUAAAA
This is a messenger RNA of Bombus terrestris (buff-tailed bumblebee), 2026 nucleotides long. It is a transcript of the gene Atg4a, whose product is annotated as cysteine protease ATG4B. Bases 698 to 1849 code for a protein of 383 amino acids. The transcript is spliced from 10 exons. NCBI's taxonomy places the organism in Eukaryota, Metazoa, Arthropoda, Insecta, Hymenoptera, Apidae. The record is from RefSeq and is a predicted model, not a curated record. Gene Ontology annotation, molecular function: protein-phosphatidylethanolamide deconjugating activity.